CUGCAGAAAAUGAUGAUCAUAAAAGCCAACAGAUUAUUGGAAAUUACUUUUCUGAAGGAAUUGGAACCAGGAAAGAUAUCAUAAAAGCUAUAUACUGGUUAAACAAAGCAAAGGAAAAUAGGAAUAUAAGUGCCAAUUUCUUCUUGGAAAGAAUACUCUGGGAUUUAUUGCAAUAA
Molecule: messenger RNA, 176 nt
Organism: Dentiscutata erythropus
Lineage: Eukaryota; Fungi; Glomeromycota; Glomeromycetes; Diversisporales; Gigasporaceae
Source: the annotation of a GenBank genome assembly